AGAACUCCGAAUCUCGACUUCUGAGCUUUUCUUACUACUGGCCGAUCGAAACUUCGGUGAAAUCUUCAAGAUGUCAGACAAUUGUGAUAAUUCUGAGCUAGCUAUUGCAGAAACACAGCCUAACAACAGGCGUAGGAGGAAGAAGUCCAUAGUAUGGGAACACUUUACCAUUGAACCUGUGGGUAAUGGCUGUACCAGGGCUUGCUGUAUGCAGUGCAAGCAGACAUUUGCAUAUAGUACUGGGUCAAAACUGGCAGGUACCAGCCACCUCAAACGACACAUAGCCUUGGGGACCUGUCCAGUAACCCGCCGUAACCAGGAGAAGAAUCAACUGACCCCAUAUUCCAAAACUGGGAGUGCUACAGAUCCUCCCCUAAAAAGACGGAGAGCAAGUCCUGGUUCACCAUUUUUUCCCUUUGAUCAGGAACUCUGCCGCCAGGAGAUUGCUAAGAUGAUCAUCACGCAUGAGUACCCACUUCACAUGGUAGAACAUCCAGGCUUUGCAGCUUUUGUGCAUAAUCUUCAACCUCGGUUCAAUAUGGUAAGCUUCAGCACAGUCCAAGGGGAUUGUGUGGCCAUUUAUUUAAGGGAGAAACAAAGCCUUCAAAAUGUUCUGGGAGGAAUGCCUGGACGCAUCAGCCUUGCUUUGGACUUGUGGACUUCAAAUCAAAAUCUUGGCUAUGUUUUGGUAAGGGGGCAGUAUAUUGACACAGAUUGGAAGUUGCAUCGGCUGAUUUAUAAUGUUGUUAUGGUACCAAAUCCAGAAUCUGGCAAUGCCUUGACUCAAGCUGUAGUGUCUUUCCUUUGUGAUUGGAGUUUGGAGAGCAAGAUAUUUACUGUCACUGUUGAUCAACGCUUCUCAAAUGAUGAAGCAACUGGAGAUCUCAGAGGUUUUAUCUCCAUCGAAAACCCGCUUAUGCUCAAUGGCCAGUUAUUAAUACGGCAUUGCUAUGCCCAUGUUUUAAGCAGCCUUGCACAAGAUGCACUGGCAGCAGUGAGGGAAUCCGUCAACAAAGUCCGUUCAAGUGUUAAGUUUGUGAAGACAUCAGAGACUCAUGAAGAAAUCUUUACUGAACUUAAACAACACCUUCAGGUACCUAGCAGAAAGACCCUACUCCUUGAUGAUGAAACAAAAUGGAACACAACGUAUCUCAUGCUGGUCGUUGCUUUGGAGGUGAAGGAAGUAUUUUCUUGCUUGGAUACUUCGGAUCCAGAAUACAAGGAAACCCCCUCGAUGGAUGACUGGAAACAGGUUGAAACUCUGUGCACAUACUUGAAGCUUCUAUAUGAUGCAGCUAGUAUCUUAUCGACUGCACCAUACCCAACUGCCAAUAUGUUCUUCCAUGAGGUGUGGAAAAUCCAUUUGGAGCUCACACAUGCAGCUGUGAACCAGGAUCCCUUUAUCAGCAAUCUUGCCAGACCAAUGCAAGAGAAGUUUGAUAAAUAUUGGAAGGACUGCAGCCUUGUCUUAGCUGUUGCUGUUGUUAUGGAUCCACGGUUCAAGAUGAAGCUUGUGGAGUUCAGCUUCUCAAAGAUCUAUGGGGAUGAUGCUAGCACAUACAUCAAGAUUGUAGAUGAGGGCAUUCAUGAACUUUUCCUGGAUUAUGUAGCACAACCACUUCCCCUUACGCCAACUUAUGUGGAUCAUGGGAUUUCCAGCAGCCCCAAGAGGGAGACAUCACCAGGGGCACUUCUUGCCGCUGGCGAUGGGCUUCUGGAUUUUGAUGUCUACAUCUCCGAGAUAUCUGCAAGCCAACAAUCAAAGUCGGAGCUGGAUCAGUACCUGGAAGAGUCCCUGGUACCUAGGAUACAGGAGUUUGACAUAUUGAGUUGGUGGAAACUGAACAACCUCAAGUAUCCUACGCUCUCAAAGAUGGCUCGUGACAUUUUAUCAAUCCCAGUAUCCACGGUUGGUACUGAUGCUGUGUUUGAUGUCAGACAUACAGUGCUUGAUUCCUAUCGGGCUUCCUUGCGACCUGAGACUUUGGAGGCACUUAUUUGUGCCAAGGAUUGGCUUCAGUGUAGAUCCAUAGAGAUGUCAAAAGCAAUAGUGAAAAUGGAAUUUUAGAACUUACAGGGGUUUCUUAUU
Molecule: messenger RNA, 2089 nt
Organism: Telopea speciosissima
Lineage: Eukaryota; Viridiplantae; Streptophyta; Magnoliopsida; Proteales; Proteaceae
Product: zinc finger BED domain-containing protein RICESLEEPER 2-like
Exons: 2
Coding region: 71-2068 (665 amino acids)
Molecular function (GO): protein dimerization activity; DNA binding
Source: RefSeq, a predicted model, not a curated record